Xenopus tropicalis (tropical clawed frog) is the source of this 2945-nucleotide messenger RNA. RefSeq names its product splicing factor 3b subunit 2 (gene sf3b2). The transcript has 21 exons. The coding region runs from base 583 to 2874 and encodes 763 amino acids. NCBI's taxonomy places the organism in Eukaryota, Metazoa, Chordata, Amphibia, Anura, Pipidae. Gene Ontology annotation, cellular component: nucleus. The record is from RefSeq and is a predicted model, not a curated record.
UUUGGCAACAAACACAUGAGGAACACUUUUCCAGUGGUUAGAAAUGAUGCAAAGUAAUCCUUGCAUAAACAAUACCUGUUUGGGCUCUGGGUUUGCAGAUUUUGUUUUAGCGUAUAAUCAUGUUUUAUACGUUUCAGAGGGUGUUAUAUAUAAUUUUAUAAUCCUAAUACUGCCUCGAAGAACCAGGUAGGCUUUAAUCAUUUCAAACCCUAAUUUGUAAAAAAAAACAUGUCCCUGACUUCUAAAUCCUGAAUUUAGAGUAUCCUUAUAGUACAGAAACACCGUACGUACAAACUCUUAUUUUCUGUACUGUUCUUAACUUAUAAAAAUGUCAGAGUACCGGACUAUUAAUAAAAAAAAAAUACGUGGCGUUUUGAUUUAGGCUUUUAAGAGGUAUAGAUUUCGUAAAAAUACAAAUAGCAGCAACAAACAAUAAUAACUUAGAAAAAAAAAUCGACAAAAUGAUUGUUGGCGCCAUCCUGUUACUCCGUGACGCCACUUCCGCCCAGUAACACGCGUCAGCUUGUGACGCAUUUUUCCUGCGACAUCAGCCGCGGCCUCCACAGCUUAUAUACCGCAAACAUGGCGGAAACUGCAGAUGGAAGCAGAGAGGAUAUUAUGGAUCUUGCUUCUCCACAGGUUCGAGAUGAUGCUGAAAUAUCCUCUACUGCUGUUAGAUUGGCACAGAUGGCUGGGAUGCCUCUACCCACACUUCAGGCUCCUCCCCCACCUCCUGGUCUCGGAAGAGGUUUUCCAAUAGGUUUGCCUCCUCGCAUAACUACUGACACUGAUGGGGUAAAGCAGUCACAAGGUCCAACUCUUUCACUGCAGCCAAAGGUGACACUUAUCGAUCAGGAAGUCUCCACGACACGGUCACCCCUUCUUCCUAGAGGUACCCUCCCCAUAAGCUCAAUCCCACCAUUGAUGUCCUCCACAAGCCGCCCUCGAGUCCAAUCACAACCUUCUGGAGAGGAUUCCAAGGAAGCAGAUGACAGCUCAACAGGACCUAAAAUCCCUCAGGUCCUUGAAAAGAUUCUUCAGCUUAAGGAGCUCCGGCAAGAAGAGCUUGUAUCUUUGCCAGCAACUACUGAGGAGGAAGACAUUGAUGCAGACUCCCGUUACGUUAAUACAGCUUCAGAGGCAGAAGAGGAUAAUAAUGUCCUAAGUAAAAAAGAGAAAAAAAAUCGAAGAAGGAGAAACCGAAAGAAGCGAACACGUAAGAGAAUGGUUGGCUCAGAAUCUGCAGUAGUUGAUGAGCUUAAUGAAGCUGCCGAACCUGAUCUUGCAGGUGGAAAACUGGAGAUAGAAUAUGUGACAGAAGAACCUGAUAUCUAUGAUCCCAACUUUAUCUUCUUCAAGAGAAUAUUCCAGGCCUUUAAGCUGACAGAUGAUGUGAAACGGGAGAAAGAGAAGGAGCCUGAAAAGGUGGAGAAAAUUGAACCAGCAGCUCCGAGAAAACGAUUUGAGGAGGAACAGAUGGACAAUGACAGCGACAGUGAUGAAGAGGAUAAAAAGCAAGAUGCUCCCAAAUUGUCUAAAAAAAAAUUGAGAAGAAUGAACAGAUUUACAGUAGCCGAACUAAAACAGUUGGUAUCACGACCAGAUGUGGUAGAAAUGCACGAUGUCACUGCUCCAGAUCCCAAACUACUAGUUCAUCUAAAAGGAACUCGAAAUUCGGUCCCUGUUCCACGUCACUGGUGUUUCAAACGAAAAUAUCUUCAAGGAAAAAGGGGUAUUGAAAAACCUCCUUUCCAACUCCCUGAUUUCAUCAAGAGAACAGGCAUACAGGAGAUGAGGGAAGCACUACAGGAAAAGGAAGAGCAAAAAACCAUGAAAUCUAAAAUGAGGGAGAAGGUGAGGCCGAAGAUGGGAAAAAUUGACAUUGACUAUCAAAAGUUGCAUGAUGCGUUUUUCAAAUGGCAGAGCAAACCCAAGCUUACUAUUCAUGGAGAUUUAUAUUAUGAGGGGAAGGAGUUUGAGACCCGCCUGAAGGAGAAAAAACCAGGUGAUCUCUCUGAUGAGCUAAGGAUUACGCUAGGAAUGCCUGUGGGUCCAAAUGCCCAUAAAGUGCCCCCUCCCUGGCUUAUUGCAAUGCAAAGAUAUGGACCACCCCCCUCUUACCCCAACCUUAAAAUACCAGGGCUUAACUCCCCCAUACCAGAGGGCUGUUCCUUUGGAUAUCAUGCUGGAGGUUGGGGAAAACCCCCUGUGGAUGAAAUGGGAAAACCUCUUUAUGGUGAUGUGUUUGGGACCAAUGCCUCAGAUUUCCAGAGCAAGAAUGAAGAAGAAGAUAUAGACAGAACCCCGUGGGGAGAGCUGGAACUAUCCGAUGAUGAAUCAUCUUCAGAGGAAGAAGAGGAUGAGAGUGAUGAAGAUAAACCUGAUGAAACUGGAUUUAUUACCCCAGCAGACAGUGGUUUAAUUACCCCGGGAGGCUUUUCUUCUGUCCCUGCCGGCAUGGAGACGCCUGAGCUGAUUGAGCUGAGGAAAAAGAAGAUUGAGGAAGCCAUGGAUGGAACGGAGACGCCACAACUCUUUACAGUACUUCCAGAAAAGAGGACUGCUACUGUGGGUGGAGCUAUGAUGGGCUCCACCCACAUCUACGAUAUGGCCACGGCCAUGUCUCGCAGAGGUACCGCCACUGAGCCACAGGGCGUAGAAAUUGCUCUGGCCCCUGAAGAAUUGGAAUUGGAUCCGUCGGCAAUGACUCAGAAAUAUGAGGAACGUGUAAGGGAAGCUCAGGAGCAGGUACAGAAAGAAGACUUUAGUGACAUGGUGGCAGAGCAUGCAGCGAAACAAAAGCAAAAGAAGCGGAAGGGGCAACCACAGGAUUCCCGAGCAGGUGGCAAGAAAUACAAAGAGUUCAAGUUCUGAGUCUAUUCCACACCCAGUUUUUUCUCUGUUCCUUUUACAUUCUUUUAUUUCUAAUAAAACUGUUAAAUUAA